AUGAAGGGCAUACAUGAAAGCAUCGUAGUUGCGGUCAAGUCGGGAGAAUUCUUCUUGGGCAUUAGACAGACGCUGAGGACUUUGAAUCGUGGGGAGGCUAAGCUGGUCGUCAUCGCCAGCAACAUACCCACAAUUAUGCGGAUUAAGCUGGAGCAAAGCGCCGCAAUUGCCAAGGUCAGGAUCCAGAAUUAUGGAGGGACCAACAAGGAGUUGGGCAUCGCCUGCGGCAAAUCCUUCCGUGUGAGCUCCUUGGCCAUUACCGAUGCUGGUGAUUCGGACAUCCUUGGCCCCCCAUCGGCUUACAAUUAG
Drosophila persimilis is the source of this 309-nucleotide messenger RNA. Its product is annotated as 60S ribosomal protein L30. The transcript has a single exon. Gene Ontology annotation, molecular function: RNA binding; structural constituent of ribosome. Gene Ontology annotation, cellular component: cytosolic large ribosomal subunit. Lineage: Eukaryota; Metazoa; Arthropoda; Insecta; Diptera; Drosophilidae. The record is from RefSeq and is a predicted model, not a curated record. The coding region runs from base 1 to 309 and encodes 102 amino acids.